This is a messenger RNA of Cajanus cajan (pigeon pea), 2079 nucleotides long. Its product is annotated as synaptotagmin-2. Gene Ontology annotation, molecular function: lipid binding. The record is from RefSeq and is a predicted model, not a curated record. Lineage: Eukaryota; Viridiplantae; Streptophyta; Magnoliopsida; Fabales; Fabaceae. Gene Ontology annotation, cellular component: endoplasmic reticulum.
AAUUGCUUCUCCCUUGGUCUUCCACCGUUUCAAUAACGUGUCCCACUUUGAGUAUAAGGACAAAAACUCUAACGAUUUUUUCUCCCUUUUUUUUUCAUCUAAAUUUUUAAAAACAAUCGAUCUCUAGCAACAUUUGUUUACACUAACUGAGUAGGAAUGAAGUAGUGAAGACAAAUCGCGAUCUGGAUUGGGUGUAGCUGAGAGAUCGAGUUGAGAUGGGUUUCUUCAGUACCAUUUUGGGGUUUUUCGGAUUUGGGGUUGGGAUUUCGAUUGGUCUUGUGGCCGGCUAUUUUCUCUUUAUCUACUUUCAACCCACCAAUGUUGAGGAUCCUGAAAUCAAGCCACUGGUGGAGCACGACCAAGAGACUUUGCAACAAAUGUUUCCGGAGAUACCACUCUGGAUAAAGAAUCCGGACUUUGAUCGGCUUGACUGGCUGAACAGGUUUUUAGAAUAUAUGUGGCCGUAUCUUGAUAAGGCAAUUUGCAAGACUGCGAGGAACAUUGCAAAACCCAUUAUCGCUGAGCAGAUUCCUAAAUAUAAAAUUGAUUCGGUCGAGUUUGAAACACUCACACUGGGGUCUCUGCCGCCAACUUUUCAAGGAAUGAAGGUUUAUGUGACUGAUGAGAAGGAGUUAAUUAUGGAGCCUUCUGUAAAAUGGGCUGGAAAUCCUAAUGUCACUAUUUCUGUUAAGGCCUUUGGGUUGAAAGCAACUGUGCAGGUUGUGGAUUUGCAAGUUUUCCUUUUGCCUCGUAUUACUUUGAAGCCUUUGGUUCCUAGCUUUCCUUGCUUUGCCAACAUAUAUGUCUCUCUCAUGGAAAAGCCACAUGUUGACUUUGGACUAAAGCUCAUAGGGGCUGAUCUUAUGUCUAUUCCGGGCAUCUAUAGGAUUGUUCAGGAGCUUAUCAAAGAUCAAGUUGCAAACAUGUAUCUUUGGCCCAAAACCUUGGAGGUUCCAAUAUUAGAUAUGUCAAAAGCCUUGAAGAGGCCCGUUGGAAUUUUACAUGUAAAGGUUCUGCAUGCAAUGAAGUUAAAGAAGAAAGAUCUUCUUGGUGCAUCCGAUCCUUAUGUGAAGCUAAAGCUUUCUGAGGAUAAAUUGCCAUCGAAAAAGACUACUGUGAAGCACAAGAACUUAAAUCCUGAAUGGAAUGAAGAAUUCAAUAUGGUUGUUAAAGAUCCAGAAUCCCAGGUUUUAGAGAUUAAUGUUUAUGACUGGGAGCAGGUUGGGAAGCAUGACAAGAUGGGUAUGAAUGUGAUUCCUUUAAAAGAAGUUUCCCCCGAAGAGCCUAAACGUUUCACUCUUGAUCUCCUAAAAAAUAUGGAUCCCAAUGAUGUCCAAAAUGAGAAGUCACGAGGGCAGAUUGUUGUAGAAUUGACAUAUAAACCCUUCAAGGAGGAGGAUUUGGGCAAGGGGUUUGAAGAGACACAGACAGUUCCAAAAGCUCCAGAAGGUACUCCAGCUGGUGGAGGUUUGCUUGUAGUUAUAGUCCAUGAAGCUCAAGAUGUUGAAGGAAAGUAUCACACUAAUCCACAUGUACGCCUUAUUUUCAGAGGGGAGGAGAAAAAAACUAAGCGCAUUAAAAAGAACAGAGAUCCAAGAUGGGAAGACGAAUUCCAUUUUACGGUGGAGGAGCCUCCCACCAAUGAUAGAUUACAUGUGGAGGUUGUCAGCACUUCGUCACGAAACCUGCUCCACCAAAAGGAAUCAUUGGGUUAUAUCGACAUCAAUCUUGGGGAUGUUGUCGCCAACAAAAGAAUUAACGAGAAGUAUCAUCUUAUUGACUCCAAGAAUGGUCGCCUCCAGAUAGAGUUGCAGUGGAGAACCUCGGAAGCAUGAAUGAUGAUUUAAUUUUCCAUCGAUGUGUACUUCUGUUUCCUUUUUCCCUCCCCCCUUCCCUUCUUUUAAAAUUGUCUUCCAUCGAGUGUAAGGAAAUCGUGAGAAGGGUAUUUCUUGUAUUCUUCUCGUGAGAUAUAUUGGUUUUAUUUGUCAAUCAUGUACAUGUUUGUGAUAAAAAUGUUUGAAAUAGCAAAAGCAUAGAUAUGAUUUGGCUUGGAUUAUAUGCAUUUACAUUUAUUUGGUA